AUGCAGCUGCACAAUUUACGUGAAAUUGCAACAGAUGAAGCUGACAAUUUACAGAGAAGUAAAAAGAAGUACAAGGGAGAAGGACAAUUUUCAAAUGAUCAAACACCUGCUCGAAGGGAGGAAUCAUGGAUGGACGAUCAAUCAAGCUUCAAAGAAAUUCUUAUGAGGCAUAAUGGGGAAUGGGAUAUUGAUGAAGAUUCAAAUGCAGGUGAGGCGAACAAGAUGUUGCUGGAUGGGGUUGCUAGAAGCGAACAAGAGGAGGUUGAUAAAACACCAGAAGUUUCACUGGAGAAUAGAGAAGACGGGAAAACAAACUUUGUUUUAUCGGAUCAGUUCAAAAGGAAGGCUUGGCAGCCAUGGAAACAGUCCCUUAUUGUUAAGCUGCUUGGGAAGAAACUUUCGAUCAUUUUUUUAAGGAAAAGAUUGGAGAAUAUGUGGGCAAGAGAUGGAAGUAUUUUUGUUACGGAUAUUGAAAAUGAUUUCUAUCUUGUCCGUUUUGAAAAGAAGUCGGAUAUGGAGAAUGUUCUGUCAGGUGGACCAUGGAUUAUAUUUGACCAUUAUUUGGCUAUAAGAUCAUGGGAACCUGAUUUCAACGUUUUCCAAUCCCCUAUAAAUAAGAUUACUGCGUGGGUGAGACUACCGGGAUUUCCUAUCAAAUAUGUGAACACCUCGUUGAUCAAGAGCGUUGGAACCUGGAUUGGCAAUUUUAUUCGGUUGGAUGCUGCAACUACCAAUCUUGCUAGGGGUAAAUUUGCAAGGAUUUGCGUAGAGGUGGACCUCACUAAGCCUUUAAAGGCGGAAUAUCUGAUUGAAGGUAGAAAGAAAAAAUCGAAUAUGAAGGCUGCAUCUUAUUUAUUAUGCAUGUGGUAA
Gastrolobium bilobum is the source of this 870-nucleotide messenger RNA. RefSeq lists its product as uncharacterized. The record is from RefSeq and is a predicted model, not a curated record. NCBI's taxonomy places the organism in Eukaryota, Viridiplantae, Streptophyta, Magnoliopsida, Fabales, Fabaceae. Bases 1 to 870 code for a protein of 289 amino acids. The transcript has a single exon.